UUACGUUAUCGUCAUUUGGAUAAUUUAAUUUAAUUUUUUCUUUUUUUGAUACAUUUCUUUCAAAUUUUCUACCAUUUGAUUGUGGCAUUCUGUUUUUUGUUAUUGACUGUGUGCUUGCAUGUCCCUUUAAAAAUUGGGUUACAUUUAAUUUUUAUUUUUUCAUUUGUUUUCAUUGAACUUUAAAAAUUUUGAAUUUUAAAUUUUAUAUAUAUAUCCAUCAUCCAAUUGUAUACAAUUAUUCAAUGGCUACAAAUAGUCUUCGAUCAUAUCUUGGUCGUAUACCAUCAUCAUCAUUGUAUUCAUCAUCGACUGUAAAAUCAAGAGUAGAAUCAGCAGCAGCAGCAGGAAAAACAUUGCAUCAUCGUUCGAAUUAUUCAAAAAUGGCAAAUAAUAAUUUAUCACCAUUGAUGAAUUAUUUGGAUUACUAUAAUCAGAAUAAUUCAAAUAUAUUUCAAUCUGAAAAUCUAGAUCGAUUCAAUACUACAGUAGCAGCAUCAUCAUCAUUAGAUUAUUGUUCAUCACCAUUGAUGAUGAAUAAUAAUAAUGGUCAUAAUCAUAAUUCAAAAAAUCCAUUACCAUCACCAGUGGGUACAUCAUUUGAAAUGAUAUGGAAUGAUGUUUAUGGUAUUCAACAACAACAAAAAUCGGCUCCAAAUCCAUUCAUUAACCGACAAUUUAGUAAUUAUGGUGAACGAAAAUUAGUUGGACGUAAUGUUAAUUAUUAUCAAAUUUUUGGCUGGAUUUCAUCGGGAAUUGAAGGAUCAUCGAUGAUGUUGAUGGUAAAGAAUGAUACAUCACAAUUACAAAAUCAGCAAUAUCGCAGCAAUAGUGGCAGUAUCUUAAGCAAAAAUGGUCAUCGAAAUGGUCGCAUGGAAUGUUCAUUCUGUAAGAAUCUACCACCUGAACGUGCUAUUGAUUAUCGUGAUCAUUGGCUUAAAGAUAAUCAAAAACGUGUUACCUGUCCAAUAUUGCGGGCAUAUAAUUGUCCAGAUUGUAAUAAUGGUGGCGGGGAUAACGCUCAUACUAGAAUUUAUUGUCCAUUGAAUCGUACAAAGCUACCACAUGGUUUUCAUCAUCGUUCCAUUCAAAUGCAACAAAAUCGUCGCUUUAAUAAUAAUCAUGUAUCGUACACUAGUAGUACUGCUGCUGGUCAUGAUUAUCAUGAUUUUGGCCUUAAUAAUGAAAAUAAUUAUGCAGCAUUUGUACGAAAAUCACCAAAUAGUAAUGUAUCAACAAUUUGGUCAACAAUGUCGGAAGAAUCUAAUUCAAAUUGGAUUGAUAGUGAUGGCAAUGGUGGUGGUGAUUUUGGAUGGUAAUCUAUCAGUUGUUGGUCAAUAAUUUUCCACAAUUUUACUGAUUUUGCAUUUCAUACACUUUCAUACACAUUUUUCGUGACUUUUUAAAAUUUUUUUUUUAUAUCAAUUAGAAAACCAAACCAAAAAACAUUUUUUUCAACUUUUUAACAAUUUUGUCAUUUCGAACAACAACAACAACUUGAAAACAUUCGAAAAAUAUUUGCAUCCAUUUUUAUUACAUCGACACAACUGAUACACACUGAUCAUUUUGCAUAACAUAUUCUGUAUCUCUUUUGUUUUCGAUCUCUCCCUUUCUCGUUCUUUAUUUUCUUUCUUUUUACAUCAAAAAACAUCAUUAACUUUGAUUUUUAUAUAUAUAUAUACUAUUAUGAUGAUGAAAUUAAAAUCUAAUUAAAAUCUGUUACAAUUUUAUACAA
Messenger RNA from Dermatophagoides farinae (American house dust mite), 1732 nucleotides. RefSeq lists its product as uncharacterized. NCBI's taxonomy places the organism in Eukaryota, Metazoa, Arthropoda, Arachnida, Sarcoptiformes, Pyroglyphidae. Gene Ontology annotation, molecular function: RNA binding; zinc ion binding. The record is from RefSeq and is a predicted model, not a curated record.